This is a messenger RNA of Zonotrichia leucophrys gambelii, 624 nucleotides long. It is a transcript of the gene NXNL1, whose product is annotated as nucleoredoxin like 1. Gene Ontology annotation, biological process: photoreceptor cell maintenance. Gene Ontology annotation, cellular component: mitochondrion. The coding region runs from base 1 to 624 and encodes 207 amino acids. The record is from RefSeq and is a predicted model, not a curated record. The transcript has 2 exons. Lineage: Eukaryota; Metazoa; Chordata; Aves; Passeriformes; Passerellidae.
AUGGCGUGGGCGCUGUUCUCGGGGCGGGCGCUGCUGUGGCGGCGCUCGGAGCGGCGCCUGGACACGGAGCGGGAGCUGCGCGCGGCGCUGGACAAUCGGCUCGUGCUGCUCUUCUUCGGCGCCGCGCGCUGCCCGCGCUGCCGCGAGUUCGAGCCCCGCCUGCGCCGCUUCUGGAGCCGCCUCACCGACCCCGCGCACGUGGAGCGGCCCGAGCAGCUGCGCCUCGUGUACCUGGGGCAGGACGGGUGUGAGAGAGAGCACCGGGAGUACCUGAGGGCCAUGCCCCGCACCUGGAUGGCGCUGCCCUACCGGGACGCUGCAUUCGGCAGGGAGCUGGCAGACCGUUUCGGGGUGUCGGAUCUCCCGGCCGUGGUGGUGCUGGCCCCCAGCGGUUCCGUGCUCGUCGCCGACGCCGUGCGGGAGAUUCGGGAUUCGGGCCCCUCGUGCUUCCAGGGCUGGCGCCAGGCGGCCGAGCUGCUGGACAGGAACUUCCAGGAGCCGCAGGAGCAGGAACGGGAGGGAUCCGCGCCCUUCCGCAGCCUCACCGAGCCCCUGCGCCGCUGGAAGUACCGCACCGACCCCGAGGAGGAGGAGGAGGAGGAGGAGGAAGAGCAGCGGGAGUAG